Molecule: messenger RNA, 978 nt
Organism: Paramuricea clavata
Lineage: Eukaryota; Metazoa; Cnidaria; Anthozoa; Malacalcyonacea; Plexauridae
Source: the annotation of a GenBank genome assembly
AUGGAUGAUAUGAAAGAAAAUGCAGGCGGUAACAUUGUUCUGAUUGUUACUCCAAUAAACGCUCUGGUUGAUAACCAGAUAUCCAUCUUGCAUGAACAUGGAAUUGAAGCAACUGUUUUGAGAAGCAAGAGCUGGUAUGCAAAUCCAACUGACAAUGAAGAAGAUGGGACUGAUACACCUAAGGAUUGUGAGGAAAAUCUUGCAGGACUUUCACUUGAUACCACCACAGUAAGGAAAAUCAAACAAGGAAUGUUCAAAAUAAUAUUCUCUCAUCCAGAAGCUUUCAUUUCUUGUUUAGAAGGGAGACGACUUCGUAUGUCUAGCGUAUUGCAAAACAACGUUGUAUCAUGUGUUGCUGACGAAGGGCAUCUUGUCGAAGAAUGGGGAGUGGAGUUUCGUAAAGAUUUUGUAAAACUAUCCCAAUUAGGAUCGCUUUUUCCUAAAGCACUGUUGUUAGUUUUAACUGCAACAGCACCUAAACAUGUACGAGAAGCGCUAACAAACACUCUUUUGCUCAGUAAUCCGAGAGUGGUGGUUGCUAAUUUAGAUCGGUCAAACAUUUCUAUAUACAAGGAGAAACGAAUGCCAGCAUCUGCAGGAGAAGACAGUUUUAAAGCAAUCCUAGUUCCCAUCGCAAAUAAUUUGAAGAAUCUAUUAAGGGAGUAUCCACUCACAUUAAUAUAUUUGCCACCAAAGUGGUGUGGUUAUGCAUUCAAGCUUUUCUCCGAUAUACUGGGUGAAAAAAGUUAUUUUCCUCCAGGAGUCAUAAAACCUGAGAAUUGUCUUUCUGCCCAGUUUCAUUCUCUGCAAACUGAACUAAUGAAAAAUGAAAUAAUGAAGCAAUUGCAAGGUUGUGACAAAUCAAGAUCUAUUCAUGUUGUUUUCGCUACAGUUGCAAUAGGAAUUGGUGUUAACAUUCACAAUAUUAGGCAUGUCAUUCAUAUUACAGUUCCAGGAACGAUUGAGUGCUAUUAUUAA